UAGCAGCCAAGAAUCAUAAGAUAAACAUUUCAAAGAUAUCUCCUAUUCAAAGGCUGAAAAAAAAAGCAGAUUGCGAAAACAACGGAAAAAUACAGAGGAAAAAUAAUUUGAAGAGGGGACCGACUUGUUACUUGUCCAAACCAAAAUUGUUACAUGAUAAAUUAUCGGAUUUAUCUGAAUUAUUUCGCACUCCGUACAUAUGACCCACUGAUUACGCAGGCUUUGAGGCUUCAUAAGUACACACCGCUUGUUCCUCGAGAUCAACCAGCACAAAAUUUUGUUAGAACAACUUCAAGAAAAAAUUAAUAAAAGAUAAGCAUAGUUCGAAAAUGGCGAAAAAUCCAGAGAGGGAGCACCCGGUGAAGGCCUUCGGAUGGGCAGCGAGAGACACUUCUGGGGUCCUUUAUCCUUUCAACUUCUCCAGGAGGGCCACCGGUGAGAAUGAUGUGCAGUUCAAAGUAUUGUAUUGUGGAGUUUGCCAUUCGGACAUUCACAUGCUCAAGAAUGAGUGGGGUUUCAGUCAGUAUCCCAUGGUGCCCGGGCACGAAAUUGUUGGGGAGGUGACCGCAAUUGGCAGCAAGGUAAAAAAAGUGAAAAUCGGAGAUAAAGUGGGUGUGGGCUGUCUGGUCAGAUCUUGCCGAAAAUGUGACCAGUGCACAGCCGACCUUGAAAAUUACUGCCCCAAACACGUCCUUACUUACGGCGCACCUGACAUUGAUGGAUCCUUCACCCAAGGAGGCUACUCGAAUAUCAUGGUUGCUGAUGAGCAUUUUAUCCUCCGCUGGCCUGAAAACCUGCCUCUCGACAAAGGGGCCCCACUUCUUUGCGCGGGCAUCACAACCUACAGCCCGCUUAAGUACUUCGGGCUCGACAAGCCCGGUAUGGCUAUUGGGGUUGCCGGGCUAGGUGGGCUUGGUCAUGUGGCUGUGAAAUUCGCUAAGGCCUUUGGGGCUAAGGUCACGGUUAUAAGCACUUCCGAGAGUAAGAAGAAUGAGGCCCUUGAGCAUCUUGGUGCAGAUAAGUUUCUGGUUAGCCGUGACCCGGAGCAGAUGUCGGCUGCGGCAGGGACAAUGGACGGUAUAAUUGAUACGAUAGCUGCAAAUCACGCGAUUGUGCCAUUUCUAAAUCUGUUGAAGCCUCACGGGAAGGUCGUUUUGGUUGGUGCUCCCGAGAAACCACUCGAGCUCCCAGCUACUCCUAUCAUUGCAGGGAGGAAAUCCGUGAUGGGGAGUGCCAACGGGGGACUGAAGGAGGUGCAAGAGAUGCUCGAUUUUGCUGCGAAGCACGGCAUAGCAGCGGAUGUUGAGCUAAUCUCGACAGAUUACGUGAACAAGGCAAUUGAGCGACUCCAUAAGGCUGAUGUCAAGUACAGAUUUGUGAUCGACGUUGGGAAAACAAUGAAACCCGAGUGAGGGGGCAGGCCUGCAGCUCAGGCUCAGUUGUUAUCUUGAUUUGGGGUCGUUACCCGUAUGUGUGGCACCCUCGUCGUUGGAUGAAGGACACAUGCCCCAUACUUAAGAAAAUGUUAAAAAAAACAUUUUUUUCACAUGUGUUCCUCGUAAAACGGAUGAGAGUGCCACACAUACGGGUAGCAUCUAAUGAACCCUUGAUUUGCUGUUUUCUGCAGCUCAGUUGUUAUAUUGAUUUGUUGUUUUCAAGAGAAUAAAUUGUUGCCAGUUUAAAUAAUUGUAAUCUGCGAGAAAAUAGUCUAGUGAAAAUCGCUGCUUCGCGUGUGGUAUUUGGCAAAAUAUUGUAUUUGCACGACUUUUAUCAAUUGGUAUUACUGUGUGUUGUGUAUACGAGUUCUUAUUCAAGUGCUUAUAAUCAUCCACUUCCACUCUAUAUAUAAUUUCAGAAUAGGUUGAGC
Messenger RNA from Striga asiatica, 1867 nucleotides. The record is from the annotation of a GenBank genome assembly. NCBI's taxonomy places the organism in Eukaryota, Viridiplantae, Streptophyta, Magnoliopsida, Lamiales, Orobanchaceae.